Molecule: messenger RNA, 1326 nt
Organism: Sporothrix brasiliensis 5110
Lineage: Eukaryota; Fungi; Ascomycota; Sordariomycetes; Ophiostomatales; Ophiostomataceae
Exons: 2
Coding region: 1-1326 (441 amino acids)
Biological process (GO): DNA damage response
Molecular function (GO): single-stranded DNA binding
Source: RefSeq, a predicted model, not a curated record
AUGUGUGGCCGAUAUGUUCUAGCUCUGCGCUAUGGCCAGGUGCACGACGUCUUGCUGGAGCACGGCCUGCCUGCCGACGACUUCCACGACCAGCACGGAGGGUGGGGACAGAACGAUUCCGAUGACGCGCAGCAGGACCACCAAAAUGCUGAGGGAAAUGACCUCGCGCACGAUACAGAGGUAUUGGGAGAUGCGGAUUCUUCCAAUGGAGGCGAUGCCAUAUUCCAACCUUCGUACAACUUUGCGCCGGGCUACCACGGUAUCAUCCUCCGGCCUGUCUUCCCUGGGAAGCAAUCCGACAAGCCAAGCACACCGACCAACAAAGUCAAGGUUGGCGAGCGGAAGGCCGAAGUACAUCUCCAGCUACAGGUCAUGAAGUGGGGCCUUGUGCCAUUCUGGAUGAAGAAACGUCCAGACUACUCGACCAUGCUCAAGACAAUCAACUGCCGCGCCGACUCGCUCGCAGCCGGUACGGGCAUGUGGGCGUCGCUGCGCGGACGCAAGCGGUGCAUUGUCGUGGCGCAGGGCUUCUACGAAUGGCUCAAAACGGGACCCAAAGAGCGCGUGCCACACUACAUCCGGAGGCGAGAUGGACUGCCGCUCCUGCUGGCCGGGCUGUGGGACAGUGUAGUGUUUGAGGACGGCGAGGGCGGUAAAAACGGCACCGGAACGAAGACGUAUUCAUACACAAUCAUCACGACGGACUCUAACAAGUCGCUGCGGUUUUUGCACGACCGCAUGCCUGUUGUGUUCGACUACCAGUCACGCGAGCUGCAGAUGUGGCUGGACCCGACGCGCGACGCGUGGUCGAACGAGCUGCAGACGCUGCUCCGGCCGUGGCCCCGAAUGGCGGAAGACGACGACGCGGCUCUAAUCGUGGACGUAGUGAGCAAGGACGUCAAUAAAGCCGGGCACAGCUCGCCAAGCUUCAUCGUGCCGGUGGCCAGCGAGAGCAACAAGGCAAAUAUUGCCAAUUUCUUCCGAGGAGGGAUGGCGUCGAAGGAAGAAAAGCAAACGAAGCGAGAGGCAGAAGGCGGAGAGGUUGAUGCCGAGCAGCCGGUGAAGAGAGCAAAGGUCGUGGCUCCUACGGAGGAUGCGAUUCCUCCUGCCACAGCGCCAAUACCUACGACGCCCGUGAAGAACACUAUGGGCACGCGACCAGUAUCCGUGACGGCGAGCAGCGGUAAAGAGCGUCAGGAUACCAUGGGAAGCAAAGGGAACAGCAAAUUCAAGGCAACAGCUCGCACACCAAGCAAGAAGACACAAAACGAUAAAAGCAGUGGCAGCCAGAGGAUCACGUCCUUCUUUGGCCCCAAGAACGGUUAG